GGAACUUCGGCCGCACGCUUCAUGGAGCAACGUGGAAACACCUCGUCCGUUGGAGAGAAGGGGAGCAGACAGCAGCCUCAUCCUUGUCACACCCAUCCGCUUCGCCUCUGCUGCCGCAGUUGAGACCAACAGCAAAGCGACUGGAUUUUACGCACGGCGGUGGGACUGGUAUUUAAAAAGAAAAUCACACAUCUGCUUGGUGAAAAAGAAACAGCGUGUGUUGCUGUUAGAAUGAUGUGAGAAAACCGGAGAUCAGCUGCCUGUGAAAGAAUCUCAUUAUAAGGAUAUCUUUUAUACUGCUGAGCGUUAUAAGGCUGGCAGGGCUUGAGCAAGACAGAAAAUAUGGCUGAACCAAGGAGAGAAAGCACCAGCAGCCUGCAGAGGAAGAAACCUCCCUGGCUCCGACUGGACAUUCCCACGGCUCAGAUGUCGCUAGACGAGCCUCCUACUUUUGUUCAGCCGGUGAGACGGCAGGGGUUCCUUCGCAGUAUCAGCAUGCCAGUAGAGACUUCUCACCUUCAGUCUCCGCCACGCGACAUCUUUGACACCCGCCGGCCUGUAUUGCAACGCCAGUCAUCCAUUACUCAGACCAUAAAGAGCAGCAGGAGAGUUCACUUUGAGCGGAUUAACACUGUACCCGUUAAGGGGCAGCGGGCUGCACGGCGCAGCAUCAGGAAACACCACUCUCUCUCCAGAACUCUGCUCAGGGGAACAGCUGACUGGUUUGGAGUUAGUAAAGACGGCGACUCCACUCAGAAAUGGCAGAGGAAAAGUCUUCGGCACUGCAGCCUUCGCUAUGGAAAACUAAAACCACAGGUGAUCCGAGAAAUGGACCUGCCGAGCCAGGACAACAUCUCCCUGACCAGCACUGAGACCCCGCCUCCCCUCUAUGUGCCGGCCUCACAGCAUGGGAUGCAAAAGAUCGUUGACCCUUUGGCGCGUGGAAGAGCCUUCCGAAUGGUGGAGGAGGUUGACGGCUACAGCGUGCCUCCGACGCCGAUCACGCCUGGAGCUGCAUCUCUUUGCUCCUUCACCAGCUCCCGCUCAGGUCUCAACCGGCUACCUCGAAGGCGUAAGAGGGAAUCAGUUGCCAAAAUGAGCUUCAGGGCUGCAGCUGCACUGGUCAAGGGGCGCUCAUUUAGAGAAAGCACUCUGAAACAGGCGCAGAGGCGAAGCUUCACUCCCGCCAGCUUCAUGGAGGAAGACGUGGUCGACUUUCCUGAUGAGCUAGACACCUCCUUCUUCGCUAGGGAUAUUAUGAUGCACGAAGAGUUGUCCACAUAUGCGGACGAGGUGUUUGAGUCUCCAUCUGAGAUGGCUAUAAAAGAGGCAGAGGCAGACGGGAAGAAGGAUGAAACGGAGCUGACAGGCAGCGCCCUGGAUAAGACGGAGCUGGAGAGAAGUCACCUCAUGCUGCCUCUGGAAAGGGGCUGGCGUAAAGCCAAAGAAGGAACUCCAGGACCACCAAAGGUGCCCUUGCGUCAGGAGGUGGUGAGCGUCCAUGGACAGCGGCGCGGACAGCGCAUCGUCGUACCUGUCAAGAAGCUUUUUGCUCGCGAAAAGAGACCAUAUGGGCUGGGUAUGGUGGGAAAGCUGACAAACCGCACCUACCGCAAACGCAUUGAUAGUUACGUGAAGAGACAGAUCGAGGAUAUGGACGACCACAGACCUUUUUUCACCUACUGGAUCACCUUUGUUCAUUUACUCAUCACUAUAUUGGCUGUUUGCAUCUAUGGUAUUGCACCUGUGGGCUUCUCUCAGCAUGAAACUGUUGAUUCUGUUUUAAGAAACAAAGGUGUUUAUGAAAAUGUCAAGUUUGUACAGCAGGAGAACUUCUGGAUCGGGCCUGGUUCUGAAUCCCUGAUCCACUUAGGGGCCAAAUUCUCUCCAUGCAUGCGACAAGAUAAACAGGUGCACAAUCUUAUCAGGGAAAAGAGAGAUGUUGAACGCAACUCUGCGUGCUGCGUUCGGAACGAUCGCUCUGGAUGCGUCCAAACUUCAGAGGAGGAAUGCUCGAGCACUCUAGCUGUGUGGGUGAAGUGGCCGAAGCAUCCCAGCACUCCACAGUUUAUUAAUGGUAAAGACAGGCAGUAUGGCUCGGUGUGUCAUCAGGAUCCCAGGAUAUGUCUGGAGCCGGCCUCGGGGUCUCCACAUGAAUGGCCCGAUGAUAUAACAAAGUGGCCUAUUUGUACUAGGUACAACACAGGGAACCAUACCAACCUGCCUCACAUUGACUGCACCAUCACCGGCCGACCCUGCUGCAUCGGAACCAAAGGGAGGUGUGAAAUCACAUCCAGGGAGUAUUGUGACUUCAUGAAGGGCUACUUCCAUGAAGAGGCUACUCUUUGCUCUCAAGUGCAUUGCAUGGAUGAUGUCUGUGGACUGUUGCCUUUCCUCAACCCGGAGAUUCCAGAUCAGUUUUACAGGCUCUGGCUCUCGCUUUUCCUGCACGCAGGAAUCCUUCACUGUUUGGUAUCCGUGGCUUUCCAGAUGACCAUCCUGAGAGAUCUGGAGAAACUGGCUGGCUGGCUGCGGAUCUCAAUCAUUUACAUCCUCAGUGGGAUCACGGGGAACUUGGCCUCAGCCAUCUUCCUGCCCUAUAGAGCAGAGGUGGGUCCAGCUGGCUCUCAGUUUGGGAUCCUGGCCUGCCUUUUUGUGGAGCUCUUUCAGAGCUGGCAGAUCCUGGCCCAGCCUUGGAGGGCCUUCAUAAAGCUGCUGUGCGUGGUGCUCUUCCUCUUCGCCUUCGGGCUGCUUCCCUGGAUCGACAAUUUCGCCCAUAUUUGUGGCUUCAUCUCUGGCUUCUUCCUGUCCUUUGCCUUCCUGCCCUACAUCAGCUUCGGCCGCACAGACCUGUACCGCAAACGCUGCCAGAUCAUUGUCUUCCUGCUGGUGUUUGUCGGUCUGUUUUCUGGCCUCGUGGUGCUCUUCUACGUCUACCCAAUCAAGUGUGACUGGUGCGAACUACUCACCUGCAUCCCCUUCACGGACAAAUUCUGCGAGAAGUACGACCUCAAUGCCCACCUUCAUUGAAGCGUGAGCAACGAAGCAUGAAGGCAUCAGGUCAACUGUUGUGGACUGAAAGAGGAAACAUUUCCUUUUUGUCUGUGAACUGAACGAUUUUGUUCUUUUAUCCUGUCAUUAUGGAUACUUAUACUCCGUAUCAAAUGGAUUUCUUUUACGUUCCCAUUCAUAGUCAUUGUCAGUGCUUUUAUUGUCCAGUGAAAAAAAGCUAAGGCACUUCAAAAACCCAUCAAAGCACCUGGUUUCUCUUUUACACAGGUGGAAGUAAUCGGAGAAGCCAUGGCGCUGGUACAGGCUGAAGGAUCAUAUUCGACAUUCGCAUUAAUUAUUCAGGCAACUUCAGAACCAGAAGCAGGGACAAAACACAUAUAUAAAUACCUUUGGUGCCUUGUUGAUAAAUGUACCAACUACUGCCAUAUUUUUGUUACGUUAUGCUGAGCACUCGAAUGUUUCCUUUUGUUUAUUGCUUCUCAAGAAGUGAUUAUUGUUUUAAACAUGGUGACGUUUUAGCCGCCUAUUUACCCUCAUGUAACUGAAGAGUAAAAAAAAAAGAAAAGAAAAGAAAACAUGGAUUAAUAAAAAUGUGUGCUACUUUUUCUAAACGCCUGCUGGAUAUUGACUUGUAGUUUAUUAAAAUCAAACAGUGAAA
This is a messenger RNA of Cyprinodon tularosa, 3670 nucleotides long. It is a transcript of the gene rhbdf1a, whose product is annotated as rhomboid 5 homolog 1a (Drosophila). Bases 343 to 3030 code for a protein of 895 amino acids. Gene Ontology annotation, molecular function: serine-type endopeptidase activity. Gene Ontology annotation, biological process: regulation of protein secretion; regulation of epidermal growth factor receptor signaling pathway. The transcript has 19 exons. Lineage: Eukaryota; Metazoa; Chordata; Actinopteri; Cyprinodontiformes; Cyprinodontidae. Gene Ontology annotation, cellular component: endoplasmic reticulum membrane. The record is from RefSeq and is a predicted model, not a curated record.